AUGGCGUCGUCGUUCGACUCGUUUGAGGAUGACCAGCCACGUACUCAUCCAUCGCCCGGUCCGGGGGUGGAAACGGGUGGUUUCUUCGACGACGAUGACACCAACGACAUCGAUAACGAUUCCCAAUACGGCAACAACCUCACCGUUGAUACAAACACCAAUCCUCAAUCUCCUGAUGUUUAUGGCUUUGGAGUUUCAACACCCUUCAAUGGCAACCAUGAUGAUGAUGAUGACGACGACGGAACCUUCGCUUCCGCCGGCGGAGGAGGACCCUUGCUCCCUGAUCACACCCAAAUGCAGGAGGAAGGUUUUGCCAGGCGCGAAUGGCGACGUCAAAACGCAAUCCAUCUUGAGGAAAAGGAGAAAAAGGAGAAGGAGAUGCGUAAUCAAAUCAUAAAGGAAGCUGAAGAGUACAAGAAAGCUUUCUAUGAGAAGAGGAAACUCAGUUGUGAAACAACCAAAGCUAACAACAGAGACAAAGAAAAGCUGUUCUUGUCUAACCAAGAGAAAUUCCACAAAGAAGCUGACAAACAUUACUGGAAAGCAAUAGCUGAGAUCAUCCCUCGGGAGGUUCCGAACAUUGAGAAGAGGAGAGGGAAGAAGGAAGCUGAGAAUAAGCAGCCUGCAGUGCAUGUAAUUCAGGGUCCAAAGCCAGGGAAGCCUACUGAUCUUUCAAGAAUGCGCCAAAUGAUCUUGAAGCUCAAACAGAACCCUCCAUCUCACAUGAUGCCACCAAAAGAAGACAAGGAUUCCAAAGCCAAAGAAGGCAAAGAUGGUAAGGAUGCUAAGGAAGGGAAGGAUGAUAAGAGUGAAAAGAACAAAACACCAACAUCGGCUGCAGCAAACAAACCUGCUACCCCAGCAAAAGGUGCUCCUGCUAGUGGGGAACCAAAAUCCCCUGCUGUAGUUGAGGGUGACAAAGUGGUUAGUUCUGAACCAGCAGCUGCUAAGUGA
This is a messenger RNA of Arachis stenosperma, 954 nucleotides long. Its product is annotated as clathrin light chain 1-like. The coding region runs from base 1 to 954 and encodes 317 amino acids. Gene Ontology annotation, cellular component: plasma membrane; clathrin coat of trans-Golgi network vesicle; clathrin coat of coated pit. Gene Ontology annotation, biological process: intracellular protein transport; clathrin-dependent endocytosis; clathrin coat assembly. The transcript is spliced from 3 exons. NCBI's taxonomy places the organism in Eukaryota, Viridiplantae, Streptophyta, Magnoliopsida, Fabales, Fabaceae. Gene Ontology annotation, molecular function: clathrin heavy chain binding; structural molecule activity. The record is from RefSeq and is a predicted model, not a curated record.